GGAAUUAGAGUAGGUGCCGAGCUCGAGAUUGUUGCUUCAGCCAGAGCCUUAUUAAUGGGAUUAGAAAGCUAUAAGCUUAAGCAAAGCUCUUGUCUCGCUAUACUACACCCAUGAGUUUGUCAAUCCUUCAUACCAAACAAUCCGAGCCCCCAUAAUCUCAUCUUAUAUGUGUUAGGAAAUCUGAAUUAGGAAAAAUGUGCUCGAAAUAAUUUGUGCAUCAUGUUAAAUAGAAAAAUCUUGCUUUUAUACGUGUGAAAUUUUAAAUGAUUGUGAAAUUAAUUGUGAAAUUUUAAUUGAUACGUGUGAAUUAAUUGAUUUUAGUUUGUGUGCUCUAAGAUACUUUCACAAUGUUUGUCGAAAAUACAUCGGCAAAGAAUGGAGAAAUAUAAUUAUAGGCAUUAAAUAGAGGACCUCGGUUAAAUCGCGCCUUGGCGAAUCUAGUGGGCCUCACAGAUAGCGAUACGGAAAUAUCCCCUAAGAGUUAUCUGACUAAGUAUAGUUGUGUUCAUAAAAGAGUGAAAUCUUAUUCUUGUAGUAUAUAUAACAAGAGUUUUACACAAAGAACUCAUCUGACUAUACACCUUCCUGUUCACAUUGGUGAGGAGCCUUUUUCCUGUCCUAUAUAAGACUUUUCCCCCAUAGAAGUAAUCUGACUACACAUGGUUAUGUUCAUACUGUUGAGAAACCUUACUCUUGUAGUUCAUGUAAUAGGAGUUUUUCAAAAAAAAGUUAUCUAACUAAACAAAAUCGUGUUCACACUGGUGAGAAACCUUAUUCUAGUAUAAAGUAAGAGUUUUUUCAUGUAAAAGUCAUCUGACUACGGAGAGUUGUGUUCACACUGUUGAGAAACCUUAUUCUUGUUGUUUAUGUAAUAUGAGUUAUUCACAAAAAAGUCAUCUAACUGAACAGGGUCUUGCUCACAUUGGUGAGAAACCUUAUUCUUGUAGUAUGUGCAACAAAAGGUUUUCGCAAAAACUCUCUCUAACUGUACACAGUCGUGUUCACACUGGUGAGAAACCUUAUUCUUGUAGUAUAUGCAACAAGAGUUUUUCGCAAAAAAGGUAUCUGAAUAAUCACAGUCGAGUUCACACUGGUGAGAAACCUUAUUCUUGUAGUAUAUGCAACAAGCGUUUUUUGCAAAAAAGUUAUCUGAAUAAUCACAGUCGAGUUCACACUGGUGAGAAACCUUAUUCUUGCAGUUUAUGCAAUAAGAGUUUUUCGCAAAAAAGUGAUCUGACUAAACAUAGUCGUGUUCACACUGGUGAGAAACCUCAUUCUUGUAGUAUAUGCAACAAAAGUUUUUCGCAAAAAAGUCAACUAACUGCACACAGUCAUGUUCACACUGAUGAGAAACCUUAUUCUUGCAGUAUAUGCAACAAAAGUUUUUCGCAAAAAAGUCAACUAACUGCACACAGUCAUGUUCACACUGGUGAGAAACCUUAUUCUUGUAGUAUAUGCAACGAGAGUUUUUCGUAUAAAAGUAAUCUGUCUGUACACAGUCGCGUUCACACUGGUGAGAAACCUCAUUCUUGUAGUAUAUGCAACAAAAGUUUUUCGCAAAAAUGUCAACUAACUGCACACAGUCGUGUUCACACUGGUGAGAAACCUUAUUCUUGUAGUAUAUGCAACAAAAGUUUUUUGCAAAAAAAUUCUUUAACUGUACACAGUCGUGUUCACACUGGUGAGAAACCUUAUUCUUGUAGUAUAUGCAAUAAGAGUUUUUCGCAAAAAAGUGAACUGACUAAACAUAGUCGUGUUCACACUGGUGAGAAACCUCAUUCUUGUUGUAUAUGCAACAAAAGUUUUUCGCAAAAACGUCAACUAACUGCACACAGUUAUGAUCACACUGGUGAGAAACCUUAUUCU
This is a messenger RNA of Parasteatoda tepidariorum (common house spider), 1866 nucleotides long. Lineage: Eukaryota; Metazoa; Arthropoda; Arachnida; Araneae; Theridiidae. The record is from RefSeq and is a predicted model, not a curated record.